Nymphaea colorata (pocket water lily) is the source of this 1314-nucleotide messenger RNA. RefSeq names its product protein COFACTOR ASSEMBLY OF COMPLEX C SUBUNIT B CCB4, chloroplastic. The record is from RefSeq and is a predicted model, not a curated record. Gene Ontology annotation, biological process: cytochrome b6f complex assembly. Bases 84 to 977 code for a protein of 297 amino acids. Gene Ontology annotation, cellular component: chloroplast. NCBI's taxonomy places the organism in Eukaryota, Viridiplantae, Streptophyta, Magnoliopsida, Nymphaeales, Nymphaeaceae. The transcript has 9 exons.
UUCUCUCUCUCUCUCUCUCUCUCUCGAUAUUUUUCAGGAAACCGUCCUGGGUGAAUGCCUCAUCUUCGUCAGGUUGACGCAGGAUGUUCUCAACUUUGUUAAAGCCAUCGCUUGCCCGUCCUCUUCUUCCAAUCCCUUUACUGGAGAGGCCUUCAUUGGGUCGUCUUCGGCUGGUUAAGUCGGAUUCCUCCAGAAUUUUUGCGAGGCUUCAGGGUGGGUACAGAGGUCCAGUUCCAAAGAAGGAUUGGAUUGUCGAAUGGGUUUUGAGUAACGGAGAUGCUGUUCGCAGCCUCCCAAUAUAUGUUGGUGGGUUCUCCCUCGUUGCUGUUCUUCUCAACCGUACAGCUUCACUCGUCGCCCCUGUGAUCGAUGCUAGCAGUUCGCAGUCAAGAACAGACAUAUUAGCUCUUGCAUUGGCUGUCACUAAUAUUCUCACUGGCCUGGUCUGGUUGUCAAUUCGGCCAAAAUAUGUACCUCAGGUGAUUCCUCAAGGUGUUCAAUGUCGAAAAAUGUUGCCUGACUUACCACCUUCUAUAGAAGCUGAGGUUCUAUGGCUAUGGAAAAGCCUUGAGGAUGUAACAUGUUGUCGAUCAUUAGUUAUAGUUUAUAAAAACACUUGUGUGCUUCAAAUUGGUGUGGCAGCUGAAUCUUCUGCAAAAGAGGGGGAUAUUGUCAUUGUAGAUGCUGAAAAGUUUGUUCAAUGUUCCAUCUAUGAAAGUGUCAAGAAAUCUCUGAAGCAGAUUUAUUUGGCAAAUCUUUCUCUUUACCCAGGAAGGUCUGAAUUCCCGUUUCUACCACCAAAUACCCAGGCACUCAUUUUGCAGCCAAUUGGUGAAAAAGGAAUGAUGGUCAUAGGUGGAGACAUGAUUAGAGGAUUCACCGGUGCUGAUCAGUCAUGGAUUACCCUACUUGGUGAAAAAUUAGAUGCGACAUUUUCAAAAGCAUGGGCUGAUAGUUCUAUUCCAGUUGAAAGAUGAAGCGGCAUCAUAUUACUUGUGGUUUCUGUGCAUAAAAGAUCCUUGUUCAGUUAAUCCCUUUGCCUACAAAGAGCAAACUGUAUCACAGUUACUCCAGAAAAGAUCUUCAUUCGACAAUGCCCAUGUAGCAAGCUCUUUCAAGUUUCAUCCGCUGACAAGGUCCAUUGUCAUCAGGAUGUUUCUUACAACUAGGGAUCUUUGAUCAGUAUUUUUUAGUUUCUACCUGAUGAGAAAUUGAACCUUGAGAUUCUCCACUUGUUUCUGAUGUAACUUGUUUCACUGUUUCAAAUCUCUUACAUGGAAACUAAAAGUAGAGCAGGGAGUCGCAUUCCCAGCA